Molecule: messenger RNA, 309 nt
Organism: Mucor mucedo
Lineage: Eukaryota; Fungi; Mucoromycota; Mucoromycetes; Mucorales; Mucoraceae
Exons: 1
Coding region: 1-309 (102 amino acids)
Source: RefSeq, a predicted model, not a curated record
AUGACUUCUUUCAAAAGAGAUAGAUUUAACUCUCUUGGCACUCUUCUCCCUGUUCUAACCAGCUAUCCCGUCAAAUACCAGUUUCGUGGGAAUAACAUUUAUUAUGAUUCCAAAGCAAGACCAGUUGAACAUAUGCGGUCUUUUUACGAACUGGCUUUAUCAUUUAUUGAUAUAGGAUUACCGGUUUUUAAUUGCCUCCCACUACGCCGCUCUUGGACUGUUUGCUACACAACCAUCGAUUCAAAAAUUCUCUGCCAAAAUAUUCUUGGUCGUCGGUGGACUAAUCUUCGAGAUAAGAUAGCACUUUGA